AUGAAAUCCCAGGUGUUAACCACAGCUACUUCAACAUCCACAGUACCGGUUUUACUUGACAUCAACAAGUACAGUUCCGUACUCAAGCUUCAUAGGACAACAGCAUGGGUCCUGCGCUAUAUUCAUAACCUGAAAUCGCAUGUCAGGAGGAGUGGAGUACUGUCAACAGAAGAGAUCGAAAAGGCCGAAGUCCAUUGGAUAAAGACAGUUCAACGGAUGACCUUUCAGCACGAACUGAGCUGUAUCGAAAAGGGCUCCAAACUUCCGAGCAACUCGCCAUUAAGGGACCUAACACCAUUCAUCGACAACGACGGGAUUAUCAGGGCUGGCGGACGUCUACAGUUCAGCCGUGGAACGUACGACGAGCGACAUCCCAGGAUCUUGCCUGGAGAUCAUCAUUACACGAAGCUACUGGUUCGUCAGACUCAUCAUCAACUUCUUCAUGCGGGCAUCAGAGAUACACUCGUGCAACUACGAGAGAACUUUUGGGUUACCAGAGCUCGUCGACUUGUAAAAAGGGUCAUAUACGACUGCGUGACCUGCAAGCGUUUGAACGCCAAGGCAGCAAGCGAAACGGUUGCUCCUUUGCCAGCGGACCGAGUAACGGAAUGCCUACCGUUUGAAGUGGUGGGAAUUGAUUUUGCCGGACCUCUGAUGGUGAAGGAAGCUAGCAGUACCAAGAAACGUUACAUCGUCCUUUUUGUAUGCGCAGUCACGAGGGCAAUACAUCUCGAGUUGUCCAAGGACAUGUCCAGCAAGAGUUUUCUACAGGCUCUACGACGGUUCGUCUCACGGAGAGGGCUAUGCCGCAUUGUGUAUUCUGACAAUUUCUUAUCGUUCAAGAGAAGUAGGAGCGAACUGAAAGAACUGUGGUUGGCCUUAAGGGAUCCGGUGGUGAAAGAUCAUUUCUCGACGAGCAAAAUUGAAUGGCGGUUCAUUAUGGAGCGGGCGCCCUGGUGGGGCGGGUUUUACGAACGACUUGUGCGAUCCGUCAAGACAUCGCUGAAGAAGGUACUAGGAAGGAAGCUCCUUGAUACGGAAGAGAUAGUCACCAUCCUGACUGAAGUGGAAGCGGUGAUUAACUCACGGCCUAUAACGUUCCUCUACAGCAACAGCUCUGAAGAAAUGCCAAUUUCCCCAGCGCACUUCCUCAUCGGUAAACGUCUGACGUCUCUACCUACCCCACAAUGCAGAGAACUUACCUCAACGAAACUAUCAUUAGACGAAAUUUGGACAAGUCGACAAAGGGGUCUUGCCCACCUUUGGAAAAGAUGGCACAAGGAAUACUUGGCCGAACUGCAGUCAUCUCGUUCGUCGAGAGUUUUCAAGUCAUCAGCGCUCAAACCUGGCGACAUAGUCAUCUUGCACGAUGAGAAACAACCACGGCCGCUCUGGAAGUUGUGCAGGAUUGUGGACGUAUUCUGCGGCAGGGAUGAGAAAGUCAGGGCUUGCACCGUACGCCUACCUGAUGGGACUUUGCGAAGAAGACCGGUGCAACUGCUGUAUCCGCUAGAACUGGCCAACGGUUAA
Ornithodoros turicata is the source of this 1530-nucleotide messenger RNA. RefSeq lists its product as uncharacterized. Bases 1 to 1530 code for a protein of 509 amino acids. The transcript has a single exon. The record is from RefSeq and is a predicted model, not a curated record. Gene Ontology annotation, molecular function: nucleic acid binding. Gene Ontology annotation, biological process: DNA integration. NCBI's taxonomy places the organism in Eukaryota, Metazoa, Arthropoda, Arachnida, Ixodida, Argasidae.